Mastomys coucha (southern multimammate mouse) is the source of this 8866-nucleotide messenger RNA. It is a transcript of the gene Znf451, whose product is annotated as zinc finger protein 451. The record is from RefSeq and is a predicted model, not a curated record. NCBI's taxonomy places the organism in Eukaryota, Metazoa, Chordata, Mammalia, Rodentia, Muridae. The transcript has 5 exons. The coding region runs from base 1040 to 2704 and encodes 554 amino acids. Gene Ontology annotation, cellular component: nucleus. Gene Ontology annotation, biological process: regulation of transcription by RNA polymerase II. Gene Ontology annotation, molecular function: DNA-binding transcription factor activity, RNA polymerase II-specific; sequence-specific DNA binding.
GGGAGUUGAACUCAGGACCUCUCAGGAGAGCAGUCAAUGGUUUUAACUGCUGAGCCACCUCUCCAGCCCUCAGUUUUACUUUAUAAGGGCCCGAGAAUAUGUUGAAAAAUUACAUUAUUCUACCACUGUGGUAGGGUUUCGUGAUCAAAGGGGGGCCAGCCUUUAGCUGCUUUCACUUUCCCUCUGAACUCUGGACUCCAUCUUUACUCCUUGCUCCUCUCUCUGGUCCAUUAGCGAGACUGAAUACUUGCUAGUACUGGGAGAUAGAAGCCAUAAGAGAGACUGAAUAGCUCAAGCGCUUUAGGUCUUGGACUUCACUUAAACCUACCCAUCCAUCCAUUCUCUGGCCUGAAACAAAGACCACUGAGCUUUGCUUUCAUAACAGUAUGAUCACUAAAGAUCUGAAACGUUUACAGGAACCAUGCGCAAUCUGGUGACCUGUGGACAACAAGGAAGCUACUUUGUGAGAUUUCUGCAAGAAUUAAUGACCUUUCAGGAACGCCAUCUAUAAUACGCUCUUGCCCCUGCCACCUUUGCCAAGAUGUAAUUGGGAGGAAAAAGUCUUCCAUGUUUUUCCAUCUUCGUCGCUUGUUGCCAGUGGAGCUCUUUUCCUGUGAGUGUCUCUACGUUAAAGGCGGCAGCAGAACGAGAUUUGGCGUGGACUCAAAACUACAUCAAAACCUUCAUCACCUCCUCCCGCCAUCUUCCGGAAAUGCAGGUGAGCGCCAAGCUCCAGACCCUGGCCAGCUUUCCCCGCCACGCGGUCGUCAGCUUCGAGACCAGUGGAAACUACAACUCCCAGAAUCCCUCUCGGGGCGGGAGGAAGGCGGGGAGCGUACAAAGCGGCGCUGGAAGCUAGCGGCAGUGAGGCCGUGCUUGAGGAGGUCUUGCAGCUCGGCGUCCCCGCGACCUGAGGCGUCAGCUGCGUGGGCGCUCACGCAGGGCGGAUCGCGUGGCGCAGGGCGAGAGGGAAGUCGUGGCGGCGGCGUCUGGAACAGCAUCGGCUGCGGGAGCGCGGUGCUGACAGGCCGUGGGAGAAAUGGGAGACCCAGGGCCGGAGAUAAUAGAAUCUGUCCCACCAGCUGGGCCCGAGGCAUCAGAGUCAACCACGGAUGAAAACGAAGACGACAUUCAGUUUGUUAGUGAAGGGCCAUUAAGACCCGUUCUUGAAUAUAUUGAUCUAGUCAGCAGUGAUGAUGAAGAGCCUAGUACCUCUCACCGUGAUAGAAUGCCUGAAUCUAAAGUGCCAUCCUCUGAGAAUCAUCGCCCAGAAAUGUGCUCUAGCUGCAGUGUUCCUCUUCCCAUUGGAGACAGCUCCUCCUCCUCUGGGAGCUGUGACAACAGUGCACAAAGGAUAGGUUCUCAACCGUCUUCUGUUGAGAACCCACUGGAGAACCAGAAAGAUGAUCACAGUAAUCCCCAUGUUAGUGUUUCUGAAUCACAAAGUAAUCAGACUCUGCCUUCAGCAUCACUUCUGGUCCCCCAGGAGUCUUUGGCUUUUUCUGAGGUCAAAGAGGAUUUACCUGGCACGAUGUCUUCAGCUUCACAGAGUGGACAGGAUGCCAUCCUGUAUCUCCAGACACAAGUGGCUGAGAUGUCCCGAGUCAUACGUGAUCUGCAGUCCAGGAGUUGUUUUAGAUUUCAUCAUUCUAGGCCAAGUGAGAGCUCGUCAGUUCCUUGGGAUAUCUCCAGCUCUAAGGAGGACAGUUUAUCCACAGUUGAAGAGGAGUCUGACUGCAAAUCUCCAUCAGCUGAUGACAAAGGGCAGCCACCUGACCCCAUGCAGUCUAGUUUCACUGGUCUUUUGAAAAGAAUGGAACAAAGAGGUGUUAUAAAGAGAGUGACGUUCCAGUCUGAAGCCGAAACCUGUGAGGGCAAGCCUGAUUGGAUGACCUCUAAAAAACGCUUGGUUCCUCCACUGCAUCCACUUUUGAGAAUUGCUACCACUGAAGUUUUUAAAGACCCUGCUGAUUGCCAUCCUUCUUCCUUCAUGGGACACAGGGUUUAUCCUGUGGCCAAGGACACAUCUCCUUUCCAGCCAAAUCCACCAGCUGAGGGACCCAUCAUAGAUGUAUUAGAACAUAGCAAAAGAGGAAACACAACAUCUCCUUUAGACUCUACCUCAAAAGAAAUGGAGGUCAUGGGUUGCAGGUUCUACCAUGCUGCUUCCAUUGCAGCUCGGGCUGCUAGCUACAUGGCCUAUAUGACUCAGUAUCAACGUAAACUCUGGGAAGACAUGGAAGAUCUGGUUCACGACCCGGAGUUUGAUCGUGGGAAAGCAAGGUGUAUAAUAUCUGAUGGCAUGGAUGCAGGACUUUGGCAGCUCUGUACCACUAGGGACAUAAUGGACUCUGUAGUCAGAGUUAUGGCCAUGGCAGUAGACUAUAGAAGACAGGCCUGGCUCCGACUAACAUCUCUCACUAAGAAAACCCAGGAGAAGAUCUUACACUUGCCCUUUGAUGGUACAUCUCUUUUUGGACAAGAUGUGAAUGCUAUUGUUGCAGAAGAUAAUAGUAUUAAAGAAAAUGAAUAUAAGGAUCACAAUAAAUACUAUACUCAGCAUCGGUACUUUUAUAGUCAUGAUCAGAAAGCACAUUAUCACAACAGAGGGUACUCCAAAGGGGAUUGGUACAAACCCCGGAAUCACCCCUAUAGAUACAGAAAAAAGGGAGACUCUCCAGAACGACAUGGGUAUAAGAACUAGUACUCUGACUCUGGCUGGUUAGCAGAUUAGCCUUCCCCAGGUUGAAGGUCAUCUCAAAAACAAUGAGUACAUGUCUGGAAUAAUCACAGCUGAUGUUUGAGUUCUAGACUUUUAGAAUGAAGUAUAUAUAAAAAGACUUGAGCUUUAUUGGCCAAAUGGAGACUUUGUUCUAAGGAGUGUUGGAUAGAGGUUUACACAGUAUUUUUGGUCCAAACUAAGUCCAGAGAAGGGUACUCAGGAAUCUUCUGGAAUUAAAAGAAAACACAUAGAUUCAUGCCUCAGGAAAAUCUUGUUGGUAAACUGAGGACUAGCAGAGUUUUGGAUCUGGAAACAAUUUGCUACUAGAUCAGUGUUUACUAAGACUGAAGUGUAAAACCUUCAUUUUAGGUCAUCAUUGCUUCUGGAACUUCAGGCUUCAGUUUGAUGGGUCAUCAAAAAAAUACUAGAUCUGUUACAUAUAGUCCCUAUGUUAAAAUGAUCAGCUCUCCAUAGUCCAUACUAUUAUCAAGCUCUGUGAGACUUCAGAAUUAGCUUUGAAGCUAUGUGUCUGCUGGAAUUCAUUAAAAAUUUUGCAAAAUCCAUACUUAUAACUGGGGUGACUAAACGUCACAGGUCUACUUUUGGACUCAAUAUGGAAAAAAAUACCUGUAACAUCACUGUAGAAAAGAGAAACUGUCUUCAUCCUGACUGUGAUGGGCUACCACACCAUUACUACUCAAACUGCUGCUGCAUGUGAGAUAGUUGUCAUCUCAGUUCUACUAGGCUUUGGCUUACCAAGCUCUCAUGAACCACAUGAGACUCAGGCAUACAAGUCUCUCUAAUGUGGGCCUUUCAAUGAGAUGGCCUUCUUAAACCUGUCUUCUAAGCAGUUGGUUCUUUUGAGCUUGAUAGUGCAUUAUAUUCUCACAAUAGACAAGUGCAUCAUCGUGGCCCUGGGAAUACAGGAUAUUAUUUCUAUCAUCCAGGCAUGCAAAUGUGAACUCUUUAAGAGCAAGAAUUUCAAACAUGCCUGACAAUCUGAUCUCUCUUGAAAUAAAGAGGGAUGCCAUUAGUCUAGACUUCAUUGUGAAAUCCUGGAGAUAUAAAGUGUGACUGGGUGUUUUCAAGAUACACAGCUGUUUCUGGAUAUCUAGAUAAUAAUACUUUUUUAUUGAGUUCUUAAAAGGCUGGAAUCAAGACUUCAGUGACAUGUUCUUGGUUAAGUGGUUAAUUUGUCAUGUAAUCUAAUUGGACUCUCUCUGAAAUGACUUAACAUUUUGCUCCCAAUAAUUACUCCACCUUUUUGGAGCUGGCAGCAGAUACCUCAGUUAUAUUAAUGUCCCACAGUAUCAUCUCUUUAAUCUCAAGGCAAUGGCUGUAUGAUACACCAGCCCCUAUGUCCCUUUCUUCACAGCAUGACUUAAAGUAGAGAAAAUGUCAAAUUUGAGGGGGUCUGAACACUUAACCUAAUGUAACUUGGCAGCCAAAAAAUAAUUUUUUCACAGGUGUUAGUUCUGUGACCUCUUGGUCACAAAUUGGCCAAACAUCUGCUUUUUCUUAAUUUUUAAUCUGCUUGAUGAAAAUGUUUUAGGUAUACUAUUAGUGGAAUAUAACGCUGUCUUAAGAGUUUGUGUGGGUUCUGUUUAUCAUAGUGGCUGACCUUUUCUGUGCUGCUCAUGCUUUGUAACUCAUUAGAAGACUCUUCCUACUUUCAUACCCAUAUUCAGCAGCCUACUUACAUUGCUUCUUUUUUGUUUUUGAGACAGGGUCUCACCACAUGUACGGAGCAGGCCCGGAACUUGAUAAGUAGAUCAGGCUGGCCUUGAACCAUAGAACCAUAGGCUUGUCUCUGUCUGCCUCCUGAGUGCUGGAAGUAAAGGCGUGUGCUACUAGGCCAGGCUGCUGCUUUUCAUUUGUGCGGUAUAGAUUGAAGGCACGAGUUUCCCUCCUUGGAAGAUGUUACUUUGUCAGAUAGUCUUAGGGUCUGUAUUAGUCCUGUUUGUUUUAUUUGUAGACCAAACCUGAGCUAGUUUGUCAAGAUUGAUUACCAAAUUAACUGAAUUGUAUCUAGAGUUAAUAUUUACUUAAUAAGUUAAUAUUGUCCACAAAUUUUUACUUUUUCUUAGGUUCCUAUCAGGGGUCUCUAAAAUGUCUCUCAGACAAACUCCAGAAAAAACAGACUUUUGUAGCUUGUAUUCAAUACUAUACAAAGGGGUAGACUUUAGCCCAUAACUGUAGCAGUGCAGGUUUCCUCUGAGAAAGGGGUAGCCACCCAGACUUUACUGGGGCAAGUUUGCACAUGGCUUUGUGCAGCAUUGGGGCUGCUUCAGCUUAUUCGUUCUUUCCUAUCUUGCCUGGAAUUACAUGCUACAUAUCACAUGUGAUUUAUGAGAUACUCUUGUUGUUUAAAAACAAAACAAAAUAAACAAUGCUUAGAGAUGUGUUCUCUGAGACUGUUUUGGCAUGCCCACCUAAUUUAUUUGUACCAAUCCCCCGCUUUAUAGUAAACGGCAACAAAAAGCACAUAAAAUUUAGCACUUUAAUAAAUUUGACAUUAUUGUACAGCUCUUAAGUAUUUUCAAGACAGCACUACUUUCAUCUUAGAUGUUUAUGUCGUUUAUUAGUGAAGUAAAAGUAACAUUGCUUGACCACUAAUUGAUAAGCCCAAGCAACUCCAAAGAAUCACGUUUUUUCUGAAAGUGAAAAAUGUCAGGAAAUCACCAAAUUGGUGAUUGGUCAGACAACCUAAUAGAAGUGCUUGGCAGCUGAGUUGGUGUGGACAGUGUGGUAGUGUAGGAAUGCUCAGCUCUAGUUGACUCAGUAAUAUUCCAGUAUCCUUCACCUGUUUUUCUCUUUAAGCUGGCAUACUUGAAUGAUGAUGGUGUAAAGGUAAAAGUUGGUACUUGGUCUAGUGAGACACCCCAGUAGACACCCCAGUAGAAGAUAGCAUUGAGAUUUACCCAGAUGGAUAUUUAGAUUGUGUCUGCCACGUGCAGAGCCUGCAUCAGAAUUCCUGUUAGGUUGACUUGAGUGAGACUACCACUUGCUUUUCUAGAUAUCUUGAAGAGUUAAUUUAAUGAUUUGGUUUUUCCUUUCAUUCAAAAUGUCAUUUCUUGACUAGAUAUAAGAUGUAUUUGGAAACUAUAACUUUUUUGUAGUUAUUAUAUAUAGAUAAAUACUAUUUCCGUUUAUUGUUAUAUAAAGUGCCUUUUUAAAUUUUAUUAUGUUUAAGACCUGACCUUUGAUGUGGUAUUUAUGUGACUUCUGUACAGUGAUUUACUCUUAGUUUAUUAUCUUUAUUAUCUGUACAAUUGCACUAUUUAAAUGUAUUCCUUCUGAAUGCUAAUUUGUUUUCUUUAUAACACUGUUACUAAUUUCAGAAGGUUAUAGAAUAAAUUUCCCUCUUAACAUCACAGAAGUUUUUUUAGGUUUUAGUGGUUGGUUCUGUUUUCUAGACAUAAAAGUAGCUCUUUUUUUCUUGGCAUGUUCUAGAGAGUCAUCUGUCUUGUAUCUAACCUUGUUCAUAGCCAUAGCAACACUACUUAUAUCUGCUAAAUGGAUGUGCUUCCUGGGACAGAAGAAGCAAGGGCAUAAUAAAACAGUGAAGUUGGUGGCACUAUAUAUUUAUAAAUAGUAGUCUGUGGCAGCUUCCUUCUCAGUAUAAUUACUUUUUUUUUUCCUUUUUAAACUGGCAGCUUCUUUAUCAGUAUAAUUGCUUUUAUUUACUUAGCCUUCAAAAUGCCAUUUUGAGGGCAGCAUAUACUCUUUCAGGCUACUUUACUGCUUUAUACCUAAGUGACCUGAUUGUAGUGUCCUUAAGGGCCUGAUACAUCCAGGAUAUAUACCUCUCAGGUAUUUUAAGUAAGGAGGUUGAAAAGACAGAGUCCAGAAUUCCCUCUUGCUAUAGAAUUGGAUACCUAUAAGGGUGAACAUAGAGGUUAGCAGCACAUUCAUUGAUCUGGUAUUUAAUUGGGAUUCUGCUGAAGGCUUGAAAUUAUGGGUUAGAUCUCUUUAGAAGUAGAAGAUUGCAAUAACAAAAACCUUUUUCUUUAAUGUGAGGCAUAUUUUGCCCCAGUCUUGCACUGUCUAGUUCCUGUUUUUUGAAACUUACCCUUAUGUACUUAAUGUUGGUGGCUAGACCGAUACCUGAUUGUCACUGUGGGUAUAUCUUAUGCAUGUCAUUCAAUUGGUCAGAUUGGUUCUGUAUGGUUUUUAGUGGACUUACAAACUAGUCAGUUCUUUUCACUUAAAUUUUAAAGGAAGAAGUUAUCCUUAAGUAAAUGUUGAUUACUGUAUUGAAUGCAAAUCUUUCUUUUCGUAUUUAACAAGUUUUAUAAACCAUUAAAAUGUAUGGAGUUUCCCUUUCUGAAUGAUUUUUGAGAAUGCUGUUUUAUUAAAUCCUUUUUCUCUUAUUACUGGAGUCCUAUUUUUGUACUCCUGUGUCAUUAUUUAUUUUACUUUAUUAUAAUGCACUUUUGUAACGUGUGGAACAUUGAGAUCUCACUACUGGAGCUUGUGUUCAUUUUCUGUAGACUAUAGAGGUGGUCUCUUCAGUUGUGUCUUGAGUAGGGUUUUAUGUAGCUGCUCAAGCUGCCCCAAACAUGGUUUUCAUGGCUCCUCCUGGGUCCAGGAACUUCAGGGGUGUGGCACCCUGCUGGACUUUUAGUCCUGUCCUCUUGGUGAGGGUUUGUGACUUUGAUCUGUUUUUCCCAAGAACCUCUUUCCAAAAGAAAGUCUGAUUUUUCCCUUAAUCUCAUUGAUGUUGAUCUUUUAAAUUCUACCAUUAUGUACUUAACAGAAAUGUUAUGCGUGUGUGUUGUGUGGGGGGGGUAUAUAUGUCUGCGUAUAGUGUGUGUACAUAGCAUGUGGAGACCAGAGGUUAAUGUCAGGUGAUUUCUUUAUAUACUUGGCACGUUUUUUGUUUGUUUGUUUGUUUGUUUAAGACAGGGUCUUUUACUGAACAAUGAGUUCACAGGGUUGGUGGCUAGACUGGUUAGCCAGGGAGAUCCAGGAAUUUCCUACCCAACUCCCAUCGUACUGGAUUACAGAUCAUUCUGCUGGGCCCAUAUUUUACUUGGGUAUUGCAGUACCUGGGUCCUCAUACUUAUGUGGCAAGCACUUUAUUGAGCCAUUUGCCCACCUCUUCCUUGCUUGCUUGUUCAAGUUUCUCUCUUCCCCCUCUCCCUCUUUCCCUCAUCACCCCCUCUGUCUCUUCUCUUCCCCAACCACCCCACCAAUCCUAUUUCACGUUCCUAAAUGCUGGAAUUUCAAGUGUGAGCCACUAUAUCCUACUAGCUAAGCCUUUGAUAUGAAUUUGUAUAUUUAAAUGUCAUUUAAUUUGUAUGUGUAGUAGUCAUAAGCAUUUGUGAUAAGAAUGUCUUUAGUUUUCCCUAAAAUCCUUAAAAAUAUACAGGGGCUAGGAAUAUUGCUCAGAGGAGAUAGUGCUUUUGCCUAAUGUGCAGAAAGCCUUGGGCCCAGGCAUAACCAGUAAUGGCGAUCUAUGUCUCUAAACCCAGCACUUAGGAUGUAGGUACAGGAGGACCAGAAGUUCAAGGUCAUCCUUAGCUUUAUAUCAAAUUCAUGGUUCUCAUGGUCUAUAUGAGACGUUGACUCAAAAAGGAAACUAAAAAUCAUAUAGCCAGUCCAGUCUCAGAAGUGAUCCCUGAGUAUUGAAUUUUAAUUAUUUUUAAUAUCUCAUUUAAUGGCAGUUUCUUAGUUCAAAUGUAUUUUUUUUUCAUUUAUUCUCUGUUGUCACUGCUGUUGGAUUUGUCUUUUGAUACAGUGUCUCUGUAGUCUAGGUCCGCUCUGAAUUCAAGACAAGUCCACUUCACUUUCCCAAGUCCUGGGGUUAAAGGAGUGAGCCAUUGUGUAGUCUUCACAGAUGUAUCCUGUAUAUACUAAUAUGGUUGAAUUUAGUAUCAUAAAGUUAAUUUAUAGUAUUGGUCUGCUAUUUUGCUUUUUAAAGUUAACCAAUCUUUGGGUUUUAAGGGCUUUACUAGUUUGUUUGUUUGUUUGUUUGUUUUGAGGGAGCUAUUGCAGGUGGUGUAUUAGGUGUUUUGAGGUCAGAGUUCUUGGGGUUCUCUUAGAACUUUGAAGACCUCAGGUUUUGUUUUCCAGUAUCAUAGUGUGUCUGAUAUCCUUGACUUCUCUCUUUGGUAUAAAUAAAAAUAAAUGUAUAUUUGG